This is a messenger RNA of Poeciliopsis prolifica (blackstripe livebearer), 1780 nucleotides long. RefSeq names its product transmembrane protein 82 (gene tmem82). The coding region runs from base 165 to 1250 and encodes 361 amino acids. The transcript is spliced from 5 exons. The record is from RefSeq and is a predicted model, not a curated record. Lineage: Eukaryota; Metazoa; Chordata; Actinopteri; Cyprinodontiformes; Poeciliidae.
UUUGGGUUGAGCAAAGCUCAACGCCGAGGCAACAGGAAAUAAAGAGCAGCAACUCCAACACUUUUAAAAAAAAAAUCCGAUCUGAGGCCCAGAAUACAUGAGUCAAGAGUGUGCAAUGAUUUAUUCAGUGUAUCCUCCAUGUAUUACUGUGAGACUUUAAAAAAAUGUUUUCCUUUCUCGCCUCCUUUUUGCCGACUUCUUACCUCCUACCAGGAUGGCUGAUACUGGACACAAACCCUCUGAUUGGUUUACUUCAAGGGCUGGUGGGGGCAAGUGGGAUUUCUGUGCUGUGCUCCCUCUUCAGAGUACAUCUGUUGAUAGAGGAGAGCUGGAAAGAAAAAAUGAAUGAAGGCACAUCAAGUGGGAAGUCAAGCAGUAACCCAAUGAGAGCUAAACAUGGACUUUUUGGAGUGCUCCAGUUUCUCUUUGUGACUGGGAUACUGGCCACUGUGGGGUCCCGUGUGGCCUCACUGGUGGUUCUGGAAUUCUGCCUGCGAGCCGUCUCUGGACUGCUUACAGCUGGACCGGAAACCAGGAAGUUUCUGCAGCAGCUGUUAGUGCAAAGCCAGUUCUCCUUGGGCUGUGCCAUCAGCUGCAGUUUGCACUUUCUCCACGAGGGGGCAUCGCAGCGCUGGCUGUGCCUUCUCCUGGCAGCAGCCCUCAGUUGGUAUCUGGCAAAAAAGUCAGCAGCCCUUCUGCAUCAUGUCGUCGCUCUGUAUAAGCUGCACAGCUCCCAGCGCUACUGCGGCAUUUGCAUCAGCCUGCUCACAUCAGGCUGCUAUCUGCAGCCCAUGCUUUGCAGGAUUAUGAUCAUUGCCUUUUCUGUGGCCGUGCUGGCAGCGGUAUCGAUCAUCAACCAACAGUUUCUCUCUGCAACCGAGGCCUUGAGGUUCUGGACGCCGCUCACUAUCUGCUACACAUUGUUGGUGGUGUACAUGCAGGAAGAACAGCAUCGUCUGCCGAGCAGCCAAGCUGUCCUCAAUGCAGUCGUCGUGCGUCUCGGGGGCUUGAUGGUCCUGAUGCUGACUGUGGGACGCUGGGCCGAUGUGUUCCACAUCCUAAUAUGUUUCCUCGGUGAGGCCAGCUGUCUCAUCCCAAACAUGGAUCUGCUGGAUGCAGCAUCCUCGCAGGUCAGUGGGUUUCUCCAGAGACCACUAAACUGGGGCAGAAUACCAAACGUGCUUAUCAAACUGAAUCCCAGGGAGAAAAAGAACUUCUCAAACUUUUAUCCCAGGAGGGAAACAGUUUAGGAGGCCCGACGACAGAUUUAGGUCAGAGAAGUCUCUAACUUGUGUAAAAAAACCAACAAAAAAACCAACCCUACUUCUCUUUUCACAGAUAUCAUCUUGCAGUAAUAACUAGGCUUUUAAAACACUACAUGAUAUUAACAGAACACAUGAGAAAUUAACUAUUUAAUCCUCUGAUUUAGAAAAUGAAGUGAAAUCUCUUCAGACUAUAAAAAGUAGAACAAAUGACUUUCAGUAACUAGCUAAGUUAAAAUAUAAAUUGUGCUUUAAAUAUUGAUAUUAAAAUAUCUAGACUAUUAAAUUUAGACAUAAGGGGUCACAAGGCCAUUUAAAUACUGAUAAGCUACAACAUUAUGAUCAGCUGCAAAUGCUUUGAGCAAUGAAGGUGUGGUAAUUAGCAGAUUUAGGUGUAGACUUGUGUUUUAAAUAAAACACCCUUUGUCAUGAAACGGUGGUACUUGUACUCCCAUUUAUCAGAAUCUUACUCUGUCUCCAGAAGUUAUUCAUGCAUUUGUUGUUCUGUCAUGUGGUCU